UUAGAGUGAUGCACGCUCCCGCGAGAGGGUUUUUUUUUUGUCCUUUCUGGUGUAAGAAUGUUAAGUUUCAUUGUAUUGCUCUGUAGGCUUUUGUGUUUAUUAUGUUUCCUUUCUUAARGCGGAUUCAAAUAUGGAGGAGUUUCGAGUAAACGACCCGAGUGACACCAGUAGCCCCAUGCCAGGACUGGCAGAGCAUCAAAACUGCAAAAGUCCAGACGGAUCUGAAGACAAAGGUGGAGGUGGUUUCGAUGAGGACCAGCU
Messenger RNA from Austrofundulus limnaeus, 261 nucleotides. Its product is annotated as zinc finger protein draculin. The record is from RefSeq and is a predicted model, not a curated record. Gene Ontology annotation, molecular function: DNA-binding transcription factor activity, RNA polymerase II-specific. Gene Ontology annotation, cellular component: nucleus. Lineage: Eukaryota; Metazoa; Chordata; Actinopteri; Cyprinodontiformes; Rivulidae. Gene Ontology annotation, biological process: regulation of transcription by RNA polymerase II.